AGUAUAAAUAGAGCUGUAUUCCUUGAAACACAAUAAGUAACAAAUUAUUGGUUAGAGAUUCCCUUACUAUUGUGAUACGAAAGAAAGUCGAGCAAGAUGAAAUUUGUACUAUACAUUUCGGCGCUAUUUCUGGGCUUUGCAGCCGCAAAUCGCGAAGAAUCUUUGGCCGUUUUGGAAGAUAUGAAGAACCUUCAACCAGCGUACAAAAACUAUCUGGAUUACACCGUAAAUUUGGUUGCAAACGCUAAACUUAACUCUUCGACUGUGAUAGUGAACUUCCACGAUGACAUAAUCCGGACGAAGGAGCAAUACCUAAAAGCAGCCAUCGCCAUCGAAUCGUAUCUUCUAACCCAACUCAAUAGCCAAGGUCCCGGAGUCGAUACCAACUGUCUGGAUAAUCUGCGGAUUAAGGUUACACCAGAAAUGAAUCUGAGAGGUCGCCAUUUCACUACUUGCAUCGUUGCAGUUGACGAUGAUUUGACUAAGGAAAUCGACAAAGUGUACCAUCAACUACAGUUGGACGGACCAAGUUGGACCGAUUCAACUUCUACGAUGCUUUCGUGGGGAAGAAUAUUUUUGAGAAUCCAGCAGAUAUAAGCUCCAAGCUCCAGGCUAAGCUACACCAGCUAGGCGAUCUGCCGACGAAACUGGCUGAGCUGUUGACUUUGUACGUCAAUGAAUUCCGUGGCCAUUUGACAGGCAUUGUCGGCACUUAUGACAGUUGUCUGCAGAUGGGACAGGAAUUUCUGGAACAGGAGAGAGACUUGAUAAUUAAGCAUUUGCUGUUCACCUGUCACGGAAAACUGGAAACAAUUGAAGGAGAAUAAACCCUUUAAAAAUAAAAUAUUU
Messenger RNA from Uranotaenia lowii, 849 nucleotides. RefSeq lists its product as uncharacterized. The record is from RefSeq and is a predicted model, not a curated record. The coding region runs from base 97 to 597 and encodes 166 amino acids. Lineage: Eukaryota; Metazoa; Arthropoda; Insecta; Diptera; Culicidae. The transcript is spliced from 2 exons.